AUGGCAAAGUUGAAAUUCUGGCUAUGUUUGCUCUUGAUUUGCAUUUCUUUAUCACGUUUAUCAGCGUCUCGACCGCUGCAGCAGUGGCUUCCAAACGCAAGCGGGAUAAAACGAGGACGUAUGAUGAGAGAAGCAGAGAAAGUGUUGAAAGCUAAUAUGGAAAAGCUCGUGGAGAGUGGUUUUAAUGAGUCCAUGAGACUUAGUCCUGGAGGUCCCGAUCCUCGUCAUCACUGA
Messenger RNA from Arabis nemorensis, 234 nucleotides. NCBI's taxonomy places the organism in Eukaryota, Viridiplantae, Streptophyta, Magnoliopsida, Brassicales, Brassicaceae. The record is from the annotation of a GenBank genome assembly.